AUGACCUUUGGAGACAAGGACUCCAUCUUCCUGAAGACGGAGCACUUAGUGCCUCCCUCCGUUCCCCCGCCCCGCGCAGGCCUCCCAUCCUCCAGGGCCAGGCGGAGGCCACGUCUUUCCCGGGCCCCCUCCCCAACGCGGAGAGGGAGGCGGAGGGAGGAGCUCGGCCCGCAGCCGCCAGCCCUCUCGGCACUGGAGCUCCCCCUCCCCUCCUUCUCCGCCCCUCGGCUGCCGCAGCCCGGAUCGCCGCGCGCGUCAGCGUGGGCUCCCCGGAGCGAGUCGCUAGGUGCGCACUGCUCUGCGUGCGGCCGGGUGGGCGCCCCGCCGCUGCGGUCAUGGUCGCCGCUGGUCCUCCCUCCGAGCCCCGGCGCGGGGCAUGAGGAGCCCCCGGGUGCCGCCCAAAGACCAGCCGGCUGCGCGCACACCUCGCCAGCGGCAGACGGGGACAUGAGCAGCGCGCACAGGGUCCCGCGCCCGGCGGCCAGCCCCAUCCGGCGGCGGCCCGCGGGUCAACGCUGCCCGGGAGAAUGAGGCAGGAGCCGGCGGCAGCCUCCUUUUUUUCCUCCCCUUCGCCUUCCUGCGGCUCCGGCGCUCCGGACCCGGGCCGAGCUUUGGCUCUGCUGCGUGCCCCGCGCGCCCCCCAACCGGCUCCGGAUGCGCUUCUCGGUUAGCCUGGUGAGGAAGACAAAGACAUUUGCAACCAAGAUGGUAAUCACGAGUGGAAAUGAUGAAGACAGAGGAGGUCAAGAAAAAGAAAGUAAGGAGGAGAGUGUCUUGGCAAUGCUGGGGAUUAUCGGGACCAUUCUGAACCUGAUUGUGAUCAUAUUUGUCUACAUAUACACCACCCUGUGAAUGGCCCAGAGCGUCCUCAGAGGCCUCGGGAUGGCCGGAGACGGAAGUCCUGCGUGCCGGCGUAUCACUGACCAGACCCUGCGAGAACCAGCAGGCUUGACCCACCCACACCACCCAAUCAAAUGCACCUUCAGACUUUACAGAAGGUCACACAAAUAGACCGAUCCUGCUGCAGGGAGCAGACACUAAAGCACAAUGAUUCCAACAAAACUCAUUCACAGCACUAGGAACUCAACGUCUUUGGCAGGGGGCCCAGAAGAAUGCUUGGACAACCAGCCUCUGACACCAUCAGUGAGCAGAUGGGUGCAGAAAUUCAUUAUUCGAGAUCGCUGACGGAUAUCACAUAUUUGAAAAGAUGAAUAGGGUGGACACGGCUCAGAUGUGUGUCUCCCAGGACAAGUGUUUCAUCUUUACUUGACGAGCUAUUUAGUGGAAAAACCACAGGGGCAGCCCUUUGACAGGCAUCCCAUUCAUCAAAAGUGUCUAACUAUUUGAUACUGGGGAGAUAACUUAUUUUUCUUUUUUCAUUGGCUUGAUGUGUGUAUCUGUUCAUAUCAAGGUUUAUAAAUAUAUAUUUUUAAUAAAUGUGCUCUAUUUUUUAGCAUGAACCAAAUACUUGGAAAGGCACUCCCAGAUCCAUAGAGCUUUCCUUGGUUUUAUCUGCUUUGUCCCUUCCUCCCCCAACUGCAGGUGUUCUCUUGUGGAGCCAUUCUAGUCCUCUUGUCUCAUCUCGAAUCUUUUACUUUUGCGCUCUUGUUCUCUCUCUCUCUCUCCUUCUCUCUCUCUCUGCCUCUUUGGUCUGAAGGACAUUUUCCCAUACUACCAGCCAUGGUUUUGGUUGGUGCAUGUUUCAAGAUUGUCUAUUGAGUGGCUUUUUGUUGUUCUCUCGGAGAUGUCAAACGAUUGUGGGCAUGCAGACCUUAGAUGCACCCUAUCUUUACUGAGAAUUAUGCAUGAAUAAGGGCUGAGUGAUAGGUCAGCUUAAAAUUAAAAGGACUACCGUUGAGGAAGAAGAGCGUGGCUAUAUUUGCAGAUGAACUUUUGAACAGAAUAUUCAGCUUCUUAUUGGCAGCGUUAUUGUUUCAUUCUUGUGACCAUUCGUUUAUCAGAUUUUGAUUUUAGUGGUCAUGUACCGUGACAGUUGGGAAGAACAAGGCGGAAAGCUCAGAACUAGGUGCAUUACUCCUUCCUUGGCAAGAUUCCUGGGAUCCUCUUCAAAAGUGGGUGGGGUGUAAAUGACACAAGAACUCCCCCAUGAGAGCUCAUGGUGGUUCAGGCUGUGAGGACAGCCCUAUGACAAGUGACUUUUCAGGGGCAUGAGGAGGGGAUUUAAUGAUUGCCCUAAAGGACUGCUGCAUUUUUAAAGCCCCUGGUUUAUACCCACAUGAAGCAACUUCCUCUCUGGCAGGGAUGGUUGCAUAAAAACAAAUUGGCUCCCCUCUCCUGGCUCCCUGAAAUGGGCCCUUGCCUGGCUACAGUGACAUGGCCUAAAAGAGAGGGUUAGUAUUCCUUCUGCCAUUGCCAGCUGUAUUAAUCUGUUUUCACACUGCUGAUAAAGACAUCCCCAAGACUGGGCAAUUUACAAAAGAAAGAGGUUUAUUGGACUUAGAGUUCCAUGUGGCUGAGGAGGCCUCACAAUCAUGGUGGAAGGUGAAAGGCACGUCUCAUAUGGUGGCAGACAAGAAAAGUGAACAUGUGCAAGGAGACUCCCAUUUUUAAAACAGAUCUCGUGAGACUUACUCACUAUCAUGCAAACAGCAUGGGAAACCUGCCCCUGUGAUUCAGUUACCUCCCACUGGGUCACUCCCACAACACGUGGGGAUUCAAGAUGAGAUUUGGGUGGUGUGACAGCCAAACUGUAUCACCAGCCUUGCCCCUAGGCAAAAGCAGCGGCAGUCUGCCUGGCUGGAUUCAAAUGAUUCUGAGGCUUCUAUAGCCUAUGCCUCCGUAUUUCUCCCUCACCCAUGCUGUGGUGUCUGAAAUUCCAUCAUUAGAGAGUCAUUUCUUGGGCUCUGUUAGAGACCAGGCUCUUUUAUAAAGCAAAUGCUCCUGAGCAGCUGGCUCUGGCAUUGAUUUAUCAGAUAUCUUCUCUUCCCUGCCAGAAGGAAGGAAGCUAAGGUGCAUGUAGGGCAUACUGUGUGCCCAGGCACUGUGCCAGAAGCUUUAGAUACUUGGAGUCAUUUAAUUCUCAUAGUAACCCUGUGAGAGAGGCAGGUUUUCCUCCCCCACGUUGUAGAAGAAGGGAAAAUGGUUCAGAGAGAUCAAGAAAUGUCCCUGAGAUCACAUUGCUCCUAGUGGAGUCAGGAUCCAAACCCAAUGUGUCUGAUUCCUUAGCCCUUGGGGGUCUGGAGGCUGCUGAACAAGAGAGGAGGUGGAGAGGAGAGAAAGCCGCAGGAAUACCACCGUACACCCUUCUCCCUCCCCUGUAAAAACAACCCUGGGAACUCCUUGGACACUAGCAGAAUAUCAUACACUAAGGACAAGGGAUGAGAGGAGGCUGGUUAGAAAUAAAGCAAUGUCAGGAGAAAGGAGCUACUCAGUAGGCUCUAUGUGAUUCUAGAAAGACUGUAUGAAAAUUCUGAACAUUGAACAGAAUAAACAAUAAAGGUGCAAUGGAAAAAAAUA
Molecule: messenger RNA, 3477 nt
Organism: Piliocolobus tephrosceles (Ugandan red Colobus)
Lineage: Eukaryota; Metazoa; Chordata; Mammalia; Primates; Cercopithecidae
Product: U1 small nuclear ribonucleoprotein C-like
Exons: 5
Coding region: 1-531 (176 amino acids)
Source: RefSeq, a predicted model, not a curated record